UAAUAAAAACAGGAAAAUUAAGAAGUGCUCAACUCUGCAUGACCAUGGGCAAAGAAAGAAGAAAAAUUCUUAUGCAAGGUUCAGAAGAGAAUGGAGUUUGUUAACGUUACGGAGUUGGAGCGCUGAGAGAAACCAAAAGCAAAAAAGUAAAAAAAAAAAACCUAAAAAAAUCGCGAGAAUGGAACAGAGCGUUCUGGAAUGUCUGGGCGUUGAAAUCAUCGGCGUGAUGAGUCCGGUGUCGAUCUGCAUGUUCCUGGUGGUUCUUCUGGUCUACGCCCUCUCCUCGCCGUCAUCCUCUGCCGCCACCAUCACAACCGCCGCCAACCUCGUCUACGCCGAGAAUCCCGCCGAUAGCCCAGCGGAGAAGUUCGAGGGCGCGCUCCUCAACGCCGUCGUCUUCGUCGGCCUCAUCGCGCUCGUCACCUUCCUCCUCGUACUCCUCUACUACUACAACUGUACCGCCUUCCUCCGCCACUACACGCGCUUCUCCGCCUUCUUCGUCCUCGCCUCCAUGGGCGGAUCCAUCCUCCUCUCCCUCCUCCAGCGCUUCUCCAUCCCCCUCGACGCGGUAUCCUCCUUGCUUCUGCUCUUCAAUUUCACCGUCGUCGGAGUACUCUCCGUCUUCGCCGGCGGGAUCCCGAUUAUUCUCCGCCAAGCGUACAUGGUCUGCCUCGGGAUCAUCGUCGCUGCUUGGUUCACCAAAUUGCCUGAGUGGACCACGUGGACGCUCCUCGUUGCGCUCGCGCUCUACGAUUUGGUGGCCGUUCUCGCCCCCGGAGGCCCGCUCAAGCUCCUCGUCGAUUUGGCGUCCACUCGGAACGAGGAGCUGCCGGCGUUGGUCUACGAGGCGCGUCCUACUGUCGCUACCCGAACCCCCGCCGCCCUAGGAUUUAUGGUCGCCGGGGUUUCGGAUUCUGAAGCUUCUAGAAUUGAGCUUCAGGUAGUUUCUAGGGAUAAUGUAAGUAACAAUGAUGAUGAUGACGACGACAUUGAUGCGAAUCAUGGUGGGAGCGAUGAAGGGGAAAGGUCCCCAUUGGUUGGUGGAAUGAGAUUUGGCGAGGUUGUUAUUAAUGAGGAGAUGUCUCCCCUUGUUGAAAUGAGUGGGAUUGGGGAUGGUGAGGACGCCGAGAGGGUGAUGAGGGAGAUUGGUGGGGAGAGGGGGAUUAAGCUUGGCCUUGGGGACUUUGUUUUCUACAGUGUUCUUGUGGGGAGAGCUGCCAUGUAUGAUUUGAUGACAGUGUAUGCGUGUUACCUUGCCAUUAUUUCGGGACUGGGGUGCACACUGAUAUUGUUGUCGGUGUGCCGGCAGGCUCUGCCGGCACUUCCAAUUUCGAUCGCCCUGGGGGUUCUGUUCUAUUUUUUGACGCGGCUGCUGAUGGAGCCCUUCAUUGUUGGGACUGCCACCAAUUUGAUGAUGUUUUGAGGUUUUUGAGAUACAGGUUUGGCAGGCUAGGCUUUAGGAAUGUUCUAGUGGUUUCAUGUACAAGGAAUUUUUGCAUGGAAUGAUUAAGUAGGAUUAUAUCCAUUACAGCAAAUGAUAUACUUGUGCUCAUUUUCACAGAUAGUGUUGUAACUGAUGUUUGAAAUGAAAUGCAAUUCAACCACCCCUUCCAUGUCC
This is a messenger RNA of Vigna angularis (adzuki bean), 1618 nucleotides long. Its product is annotated as presenilin-like protein At1g08700. The coding region runs from base 179 to 1423 and encodes 414 amino acids. Gene Ontology annotation, cellular component: membrane; nucleus. Gene Ontology annotation, molecular function: aspartic endopeptidase activity, intramembrane cleaving. Gene Ontology annotation, biological process: protein processing. Lineage: Eukaryota; Viridiplantae; Streptophyta; Magnoliopsida; Fabales; Fabaceae. The transcript has a single exon. The record is from RefSeq and is a predicted model, not a curated record.